GACAAACAGCGCCUCUUCGUGGCAAAAAGCACCCGUUACUGUCAGGAUUAAACAUGUUGUGAGUUUAAUCUUUAACUACUACAAUGUGAGACAGGCGACGGAUAUCGCACAGUGUGCAGCGAGUCAAUGCUAGCCGCUCGAGCAGUUACGGUGGGCAUCACGUUGAUAUCUGUGGCCAGGACGAUGACCUCUGUGGCAGCGACGACAUCCUCAGAGACCCCGGGGCUGCACGCAGCGGCCAGCCGGGAUGCACACGCUGACAGCCCGCUACAGAGGCUCGAGAGGCUGUUCGCGGUGCCCGGAUACAACCCGAACCGAGUCAACGACCUGCUGCUGCUCCGGCCUGAUACACACGGACAGACCGACACCAAACCAAAGGAGAAGAGCAGCAACAGGCACGUGAUGUUCUUCCACGGGGACAUCCAGAACUUCCAGGAGGACAUGGCUCUGCAGCCUGAAGGAGCACAGUGGCUCUCCUGGAGUCUGGAGCAGGUCGCCCUCACCCUGGGCCGACGUUUCCCUGACCGAUAUGUGUGGGUGGUCAGAGCCUCCCACAUGUACCUCCACAAGUUCAGCUGCUACCACAACUUUGUAGAGAGCAACAUGUUUGGAGCACCGGAGCACUCGCUGUACUCACCUGACUUUGGAGCGUUUCUCCACCUCAGGGCGCUGCUGAGCCACGGCAUGGAGCGAGCCAACCUUCCACAUCCUGUCCAGCCACAGGGGGGCGCUGACAGCAUCCCUUCAGGAUUCUCGCUGACGCUGGUGGGCUUCAGCAAAGGCUGCGUGGUGUUGAAUCAGAUGGUGUACGAGCUGGCCGGGGCCCGCGCAGAUCCUCGGCUGUCGCACUUUGUGAAGCACAUCUCGGACAUGUACUGGCUGGACGGCGGGCACCCUGGCGGCAGCGAAACCUGGGUGACGAACAAGCGGGCGCUUAAGGAACUGGCUUCCAGCGGAGUGUCGAUCCACGCCCACGUGACCCCUUACGAGGUAUGUGACCCGAUGCGGGCUUGGGUAGGCCGCGAGCAUGGACUCUUCAUUAAGAUCCUGGAGGAGUUUGGGGCCUGUCCAAGUAAGAGGCUGCACUUUGAGGACGAGACCCCGUCCAUUGAGAACCACUUCAGGGUCAUCCAGGAGUUUUGAGGCUGGUGUAGGCUGGUUGUGAGCUCUUGCGUACAGAUUGUCUUCUCUGCUGGUCUUACCUCAUUUCUCUCUGAUUUAAGGGCUCAGAGUUUAGAGCGUGUGACAGAUGCUGGUGUUUCUACGGCUAAAUGCACUAAAUCCGAGUCUGAUUGAUUUGAGAUUCUUUCUCCUGCUUCCUGAGGUAGAGUUGGGCCGGUCUACAAACUUUUAAACUACUUUGACGUUAAGCCAAAUGCUGGAAUGGACGGGUUUACCAAAUUUUACCAGGCGUUGCACUUGAGUGGAACAUAAUGAAACGAUGUCCAAACAGCCACUGAGCCUCUGACUAUCGCAUAAUGUCGGAGAUCCCCGUCCGCAAUGAAUCCAUUAAAUACGCACCUGUUACAUCACGUAAGCACAGCAGGUAUCUGGGACUGAGCAGUAACCACUUUAAAGAUGGUCGAGUAUUCGCUACCUUCCUACGUUUGCAUAUUUUAAACAGAAAACACCUAUACAUAUGAAAGGCCAAACGGCGACAAAACUUUAACAUUUCAUGCAAGAACUGUUGCCAUGUCAAUGUCCCCUUAGGUUUCUUAAGAAACUAAUGCUGCCAUGUGUUCUUUCGUCACCCCAAAAAACACAUGAACUUUCUAGUAAGCGAACGGUGUGCGCUGCUCUGCCCCUCCCACCUCUACUACUUAGUCUGUUUAUUAACAAACAGAAUUUUAUGUAAAUCACAUGGUCAAAUUGCUUAUUACUAGUGCUGUUUUUUGUCAUGAUGACAAAUCAUUGAAUUAAUUUACCGGUUCAGACGAUAUGCGAAGAAUCAAAUCAAACGAUGGAGCAGCAAAAGCCAAAACUGACCCAGCUCUACCCAGAAAUAUGCAGGUAUAAAAUGGUCUUCCUUCUUUAUUCUUCAGGCUUAAUGUUAACGUUAAAUUGUGGCUUGAGCUUUAAGUUGCUGUAGAAACGUCGUUAUAGAGACGGGGAUGAUUCAUAGUGUUUCAGUUGGAUUUUGCUUACGAGGGAUUUUUUUUCUAAUUCAAGGGGUUUAAGAUUUCGUGUAACGUGAUUUAUAUUAAAUUCUGCUGUUAUUUUAAAUGAAUGUAUGUUUGGCUGAAGCAGAGCGGCUCAUUAUCUACCUGCGCUUGUGUUGAGCGAUUUUAAGACCCGUGAAUGUCUGAACGUGUGAACUUUACAGAGUCAGGUUCACGCCUCAUCAGUUGGUCUCUCAGUGAUAAGUGAUUGUAUUCAAAUGUUUGGCCAAAGAAUGCAGCCACGUAUUUGGUCUGUUGUCAUUCCUUCAGAUGAAUCCCAAUAGCGGACUGUCCACAGAUAACAUGUCACAUAGCUGCACCUUUUAGUAGCUGUUCUGGAGCUUUCAGUAAAAUCACAUGAUCUUUUUUAGCAAAUGGUGUCUGAAAGUGACGACCGUGUGGACGCAAAGUAAGAUCUUGUGAAUGGCUUUGGCACUUAAUCACUUCUUUGAAAUAUUAACUGAGCAUGUUAACUUGGUGUCCAAUUGGAUCUGUUCCAUACAUGUUUUAGUUUUGUUUCAAAGUUAAACAAGAAUAUCUUCUAAUUAGUUAAUAAUAAAGUACUUUAAAUCAACAAUUAGUUUAACUAAACCAAUAUUUACCAUGUUGUAAUGAGAUUUUUUUUGUUAAAAUAAUAAUUUUGUCUUCAGGUGGCAGAAAUGUGUUGUAUAUUCUGAACUUUGUUUGUUGUAAACAUACUUGUUAGUUUUGUGGGAAUGUCGCAGCAUGUUUUAAUUUCUGCGCGGCGUAUUCCAGUCUGUAUGAUCUCUGUGAGCUUACAUAGCAUCUUUGCACUACGCUUGUGGCUGUAACUGGUUUUGUUGAAUGUAACUUCGGAUCAUUCCAUUAUGUUUACUACUUGCUGAAUGCUAAGCUGUUUAAAAAUACAGUAAAGAUUUAAGUCUUUUACGGUGUUUACAAAGUGCACAGCCAAGACAAUGCCCACUAUUUUGAAUUUUCUGCUUGCUUAUUGAUUUAAACUGUCACCACUCUGUUCAGGUCACUAGUUAACAGUUUGUUUCAGAUGUCUUAUUGAUGAAGGUUGGCAUCCAUAAGUGCUGUUUCGUUGGCACCUGGACUAGUUUCAGUUUCUUGAAGACAUUUGCUUCUCAUUCAAGAAGCUUCACUUCUAACCAACUGGAAGGGAGUGCAGGCUUUGUGUGUGCGACAGAAUCGUUAAGGUCACAAAUUGGAUUUGUGUGGGUCGUUGGGGGUAGAUGAGGAGUGAACUCAGGACCGCAUCAUAGGUGGGUGAUACCUAAUGUCGUAGGCCGCCUGCUCUGUCAUUCCAGUUUGACAUAGAUAGCUUCUUCUUUUGAACCAUCUGUCUUUUCUGGCUAAAAGCAUACAUCGUGGACAGAGUCUUUACCUGAGGAGGUGCCAUUUGCUCACUGAGGGGUUGUUCAAUUUCCCCAGUGAACAAGUCUGUGCAGUCCUGGCUGGCAUAAAGCACAUUACCCUGCUUCUGUUCCUUCUUCUCCCCCUCUGUUUUUGAUGGCACAGUCUCAGCUCCAUGGUGUAGAGUUCUGAUAACCCUCAGUGUGCUCCAGUGGGUGGUGAGAGUCCAACAGCAAGUACUGGUCUGGAGAGACCAGGCACAACACAGGAGAGCCAACUCCUCAGGUCAAGACUCUGCUGUCCACUUACAUCUGCAGGACAAGGGACAUUCCUUCGACGACAAUGAUGUACACUUCCGAACCAGAGAAGACAUGGUUUGAAAGAAGAAGCCAUCUAUGUCAAACUGGAACGACCAUCUUUGAGCAGAGGAGGUGGCCUACGAUGCUACUUAUCUGCCACUUACAAUGCGGUCCUGAGUUCUCUCCCCAGAAGCAUCAACACCCAUUCACACCUGCACCCGUCUAGCCCCAACAAACCACACAAAUCGCAUUUGGGACAACGACUCACCUCACAAGUGACCUUAACGACUCUGUGGCACGCACAAGCACACGCGCACGCACGCACGCACGCACGCACGCACGCACGCACGCACGCACGCACGCACAGAGUUUAAAGCCUGCGUUCCCUUCUGGUUGGUUAAAACUGAGGAAGCUUCUUGGAUGAGAGGCAAAUGUCUGAAAGUAGUCCGGUUGCCAGCAGGUGGCAGCAGUGCGGAAAAAGCAGAAAGCAGGAAAUGGACUGUUCCACACUGGAUCCACUAAAGACAACAACAAAGACAUGACAUCAGAUAUUUUCUACAACCUUUAAUGAGCUUUCCCAGUUUGCUUUGUGAUGCCUACAUAUUAGCCUGCAGUCAAUCAGAAUACAAUAAAGAUUUUUUUUAGUCAUUUCAGAUGCAAUCAGAAUGCUCAUACAUUAAAAAAAUAUAAAAUGCAAAAUAAACAUACAUCUCUUGAACAUUUAUUUGCUUGUGCUUGUGGCUGAUUUGACUGGAACCUACAGUAUCCUUCAGUCAACAGGAAUGUUGGGUGACAUCAGUCGCCUGAUGUAACUGGUGCUCUACUUCUCUAUAACGACCGCGGCCUGACUGCGAGCUGAGCACCUCCCGCUCAGACACACGCACACACACACACGGAGGCCACGAGUGACUUAGCUGCUGAAAAUAACAGUACAAUAGCUGUAUAAAAUAACAAAAUCAACACCACCAGCAUAAGUCAUGUUGACACACGGACAAUGCCGGCAAACACACGAGCCACUUUGUCAAGCAUUUCGUCAUCCUGCAAAGUGAGAUCCCUGACAUCACUGCACUGCAAAACAAUCCGUCUUCUCUCCACAUUACGCUGAUCAGCAGGUCUUAAAGGGGUGGUUCAGAUUUUUUGCAGUGGCGUUGUGUGGGGUUCUUAUCCAGAGUCAGCGUGUUAUAUCAAUGUCAGUCGGCAUACCUCAGGUUUGAAGAAGCAGGCUGGAGUCUGACAUGGAAGCUAAGCAACGUACAGCUGUGAAUGGGGAUCAGCAACAAAACGGAUUUUAACCACCUUAAAAAAAGUUCCACCUAAAACACCUAUAUCAGUUUAAGUGUAUGUUAUACUGAGAAUAUUUUCACUGGUUUACCUUACAGUCAGACAGCCAGUUUCAAAGGGGAAGUCAUUAUCAGCUCCAAUUCCCCACCUGCUCUCGUCAAAGCCAGACUCCACUGAGAAACAAUACAAAACACAAACAGUAAUUUUAACUCACUGAACACAGGAG
Plectropomus leopardus (leopard coralgrouper) is the source of this 5303-nucleotide messenger RNA. It is a transcript of the gene c10h2orf69, whose product is annotated as chromosome 10 C2orf69 homolog. Gene Ontology annotation, cellular component: mitochondrion. The record is from RefSeq and is a predicted model, not a curated record. Lineage: Eukaryota; Metazoa; Chordata; Actinopteri; Perciformes; Serranidae.